Messenger RNA from Oncorhynchus nerka (sockeye salmon), 3387 nucleotides. RefSeq names its product voltage-dependent T-type calcium channel subunit alpha-1I-like. NCBI's taxonomy places the organism in Eukaryota, Metazoa, Chordata, Actinopteri, Salmoniformes, Salmonidae. The transcript has 19 exons. Gene Ontology annotation, molecular function: low voltage-gated calcium channel activity; voltage-gated sodium channel activity. Gene Ontology annotation, biological process: positive regulation of calcium ion-dependent exocytosis; calcium ion import; transmembrane transport. The coding region runs from base 1 to 3387 and encodes 1128 amino acids. The record is from RefSeq and is a predicted model, not a curated record. Gene Ontology annotation, cellular component: voltage-gated sodium channel complex; plasma membrane; neuron projection.
AUGAAGCUGAGACUUGUAAACGUGUCGUUCACCAAAGGGAGUUUAAUGAAGCUGAGACUUGUAAACGUGUCGUUCACCAAAGGGAGUUUAAUGAAGCUGAGACUUGUAAACGUGUCGUUCACCAAAGGGAGUUUAAUGAAGCUGAGACUUGUAAACGUGUCGUUCACCAAAGGGAGUUUAAUGAAGCUGAGACUUGUAAACGUGUCGUUCACCAAAGGGAGGUUAAUGAAGCUGAGACUUGUAAACGUGUCGUUCACCAAAGGGAGGUUAAUGAAGCUGAGACUUGUAAACGUGUCGUUCACCAAAGGGAGUUUAAUGAAGCUGAGACUUGUAAACGUGUCGUUCACCAAAGGGAGUUUAAUGAAGCUGAGACUUGUAAAUGUGUCGUUCACCAAAAGGAGCUUAAUGAAGCUGAGACUUGUAAACGUGUCGUUCACCAAAAGGAGCUUAAUGAAGCUGAGACUUGUAAACGUGUCGUUCACCAAAAGGAGCUUAACUUCUUGCGGCGAGCCAUCCCGGAUCCGGGAUCAUCCUAAGAUCUGCACUUUGACCCCUAACGGGCACCUGGAGUUGACCACGUUGACCCCGGUGAUGACCCCCAGGGGGUCAUACCCCACUGACAGGCUGACCUAUGCCCUGGGGUCACGGAAGAGCAGCGUUAUGAGUCUGGGCAAGGCCAACCUGGAGCAGAGGAGAUCAUUCUCUCUGUGGGCUAAGGAACGAAAACACUGGACCCAGAAACUGCGGUUGCAGUGGGCUAAGGAACGAAAACACUGGACCCAGAAACUGCGGUUGCAGUGGGCUAAGGAACGAAAACACUGGACCCAGAAACUGCGGUUGCAGUGGGCUAAGGAACGAAAACACUGGACCCAGAAACUGCGGUUGCAGUGGGCUAAGGAACGAAAACACUGGACCCAGAAACUGCGGUUGCAGUGGGCUAAUGAACGAAAACACUGGACCCAGAAACUGCGGUUGCAGUGGGCUAAGGAACGAAAACACUGGACCCAGAAACUGCGGUUGCAGUGGGCUAAGGAACGAAAACACUGGACCCAGAAACUGCGGUUGCAGUGGGCUAAGGAACGAAAACACUGGACCCAGAAACUGCGGUUGCAGUGGGCUAAGGAACGAAAACACUGGACCCAGAAACUGCGGUUGCAGUGGGCUAAGGAACGAAAACACUGGACCCAGAAACUGCGGUUGCAGUCCAGCUGGAACAGCCUGGGUUGUCCCUCCCGGGGGGUAGGGGGGCUGGGAGCAGGUGUGGUGGGAGGAAGCCUCCGUGUCCGAAGCCCCCACUCCCACAUCCACUCCCUUUACCACUCAGCCGAACACGAGUUCCUCCUCUCCCCCGCUCUCCGCCUCCCCCCUCACCACGCUCCCCCUCUCCCCCUCCUCUCCCGACGCAAUGCCAUCCGGCACCGGAACCGCCGCGCUCUCUCCCUGGAGCUGCCAAACAUGCUCCAGGUCCCCGGGGGACCUCCGUCUCACCCCAACCCCAGGAUGAGGAGUGUUUCUGGGGGAGGGAGCAGUGGCAGUGGGGGUAUGGUGGUGGAGCACCAUGAUUGUAAUGGAAAGGCUCCUAGUCCUAUUAGUGUUAUGGGUCCCCAGACUGCCCAACUCCUAACGGAGGUCUUCCCUCAACUGAACCUCGCCAAGGACAGAUCGGACCUGGAUGAGGAGAUAGACUAUAGUCUCUGUUUCCGUAUCCAGAAGAUGAUGGAGGUGUACAGGCCUGACUGGUGUGAGAAAAGAGAGGACUGGUCUGUCUACCUCUUCUCACCACAGAACAAGUUCAGACUGCUAUGUCAGUCCAUUAUAGCCCACAAGCUCUUUGACUACGUGGUUUUAUCCUUCAUCUUUCUCAACUGUAUCACUGUAGCUCUGGAGAGACCCAAAAUACUGCAGAGCAGCUUGGAAAGACUUUUCCUCACCGUCUCCAACUAUGUCUUCACAGCCAUAUUUGUGGCUGAAAUGACCGUCAAGGUGGUCUCUAAGGGUCUGUACCUGGGUGAGAAGGCCUAUCUGAAAAGCAGCUGGAACGUUCUGGAUGGUUUCCUGGUCUUCGUGUCGUUGAUUGACAUUGUUGUGUCCAUGGCGGGCGGGGCUAAGAUCCUGGGGGUGCUGAGAGUGCUCAGGCUGCUCAGGACACUACGCCCUCUCAGGGUGAUCAGUAGAGCUCCAGGCCUGAAGCUAGUGGUAGAGACUCUCAUCACGUCUCUGAAGCCUAUAGGAAACAUCGUCCUCAUCUGCUGUGCUUUCUUUAUCAUCUUCGGCAUCCUCGGUGUGCAGUUGUUCAAGGGGAAGUUUUACUACUGUCUGGGUCUAGAGGUGAAGAACAUCACCAACAAGUCUGACUGUCUCCAGGCCAACUACAGAUGGGUUCACCACAAAUACAACUUUGAUAACCUGGGACAGGCUCUGAUGUCUCUGUUUGUGCUGGCAUCUAAAGACGGCUGGGUCAACAUCAUGUACCAUGGUCUGGAUGCUGUGGGCAUAGACCAACAGCCGUCUAUUAACAACAAUCCGUGGAUGCUCCUGUACUUCAUUUCCUUCCUCCUCAUCGUCAGUUUCUUCGUCCUAAACAUGUUCGUGGGCGUGGUGGUGGAGAACUUCCACAAGUGCAGACAGAACCAGGAAGUGGAGGAGGCCAAAAGGAGGGAGGAGAAACGACAGAGACGCAUGGAGAAGAAGAGGAGGAAGGCCCAGAAGCUACCCUACUAUACCAACUAUAGUCAUGGUCGUCUGAUGAUCCACACUCUGUGUACCAGCCAUUACCUGGACCUCUUCAUCACCUUCAUCAUCUGUAUCAAUGUCAUUACUAUGUCCCUGGAGCACUACAGCCAACCACAGUCAUUGGAGACGAGUCUGAAGUAUUGUAACUAUUUCUUCACCACAACCUUUGUGGUGGAAUCUGUCCUAAAGCUCAUCGGCUUCGGGUUCCGACGCUUCUUCAAGGACAGGUACAUUCUCAAGCUAUUGAAGAUGGCUACAGGAAUGAGAGCUCUUCUAGACACAGUGGUUCAGGCUCUACCUCAGGUGGGGAACCUGGGCCUGCUGUUUAUGUUGCUGUUCUUCAUCUACGCUGCUCUGGGGGUGGAACUGUUUGGAGAGCUGGUGUGUAAUGCUGACUACCCGUGUGAGGGCAUGAGUCGGCACGCCACCUUCGAGAACUUUGGCAUGGCCUUUCUCACCCUCUUCCAGGUCUCCACCGGAGACAACUGGAACGGCAUCAUGAAGGACACCCUGCGUGAGUGCCCUCCAGGACCCAGUGACUACCCGUGCCACGCUGGACUCCAGUUCAUCUCUCCCAUGUACUUUGUCUCCUUCGUCCUCACCGCCCAGUUCGUACUCAUCAACGUGGUGGUGGCUGUGCUCAUGAAGAUAUGA